Molecule: messenger RNA, 9342 nt
Organism: Agrilus planipennis (emerald ash borer)
Lineage: Eukaryota; Metazoa; Arthropoda; Insecta; Coleoptera; Buprestidae
Exons: 4
Coding region: 503-9304 (2933 amino acids)
Source: RefSeq, a predicted model, not a curated record
AACGGUGUAACAAUAUUGUAAGCGUUUUCUCGCUUGUGUUAGGCAGUAAUUCUUGUUUACAUUUCUUAAAAAUAUGAUCUAUUAUGAAACCAAAAUGGAUGAAGCAACAAUUUGUGAAGCCUAAAACUGAAUUAUUUGAUAAUUACUGUUUCUAAAUUAAAAAAUAUUUAAUUUUGCGUACAUUUUGUUAUUAGACGCUAAAAGUGCAGUGCAUUAUGGGUAAACAUGAACGACUAUGACAAGUGAAGGUGCUGAAUACUUUUUUUAAUGAUAAACAAUUUAAAAUAGGGAUGUAAAUUGAAGAAGUAUCGUCGUGAUACUGCAAAACUAUAAUUUUGAUACUGUUUGGGGAAUAUAGACAAUAUGGUGUACUUUUUAAAGGAAACAAAUGGAAGCUAUUUAUAAAAUCAACAACUAACCAGUGUAGAAUAUAAUUUCUUUUUCUGCAUUCAGAAAUAAGUAUACAUCCUAGUGUCUUAAGGAUAUAAAAGAAACUUUCAAAAUGUGUGAACAAACGCCUGUGGAUUAUAAAAGUGGAGAUAUUGUUUGGGUAAAAUUACGUUCAUGUUGGUGGCCUGGAGAGGUUAAAGAUUGGGAUUCUGUGCCGCCAGAACUCGCCGAACUAAAAAACAAAUCAAUUUGCGCUGUAAAGUUCUUUGAGGAAGACUCCUAUGAGAUUGUCAAAGACCUUAACAACAUUUAUAUGUACAACUGCACAAAGAAAAACAAUUUCAUUAAGAAGGGGCUUGACAUGUACCGAAAAGAGUAUCCAUUUAUGGAGAAAUUUCCUGGUGAUGUUUCUGCUGCUGAAGAAAAAACAGGAGGAAGUCCAGAUAUUAUAGACAGCCCCAUUUUUGAACCUGAGAAAAAAAUUAAUACGUCAUUCAUAUUCGGUGCUUCUACCAAAUCACCGAAGAAACGUGGAAAAAGAAGCUUGAAAACUCCUACCACUCACACAAUUACAUCAACGUCCAGUUUAAGAAGGUCUCUGCCAAUAAUUACCCACCCUCGGUUUCUGGGUGAAGAUGACCACCAAGUCCGAAUUUUGAUCCAAUCACCAGAAGAAAAAAGAGAUGUAGAACCAAAUAAUAUCUAUACAUGCCCUACUUGUGGCUUCCAAACAUCGAGAGUUGGCGUUAUUGUACUGCACAAUAAAUCUCACAUACAAGGUGUCUACAGCACUCUCAUUUCUACUGGAAAAAAGACCAAACGAUCAACUCCAAAGAAGCCCAAAAAGGGUAUUCGAAUGACCCAUUCGAAAACAUCUUCAUUUGAUGAAGACUUGGCUUUACUUCAACAAGGUAUCGUCCCUAUAGAUACUAGCGACGAGGAAUUUUAUGACGAACUUGAAGAUGAGCCUAAAGUAAAGAAACGUCGCAAGACUCCAAAGUCAAAAAAACCGGUGCCAAAAAAGCCCACGCACAACCCCUCUCAAGAUAUUCUUGCAGAAUGGGACAAUGAUAGUGCAGAGGAAGAAGAAUUUGAUAAUACUGCUAGUAGCAGUAUGAAAGAACAAAUUAUCAAGAAAGAUUCAGAGGAAAAAACACAAGAAAAAGAAAAAGAGGUCAAUGCAAAUGAAAGUGCAGAAAAAUCUUGUUUCGAUUUUGAUGAAGAGGAAGAGAAAAAUAUCAACAUUGGGAAGAUAAGAAAUCCGUCUACUGACAGCAAAAAUGAUACUUCCAAGUCGACUGAUUCUCUAGAAAUAUCAAGCAGUUUAAAAGAAGAGAAUAUUGCAGAAUCAUCAAAAGGCUCAGAAGAGCACAUAUCUGUCAACAAAGAGACAGAAAAUGAUAAUGAAGAAUCAAUUGAAACUGUUAAUGAAAUAAUACAAGGUAAACAGAAACGUAAAGCAACCAAGAACAGUGAAACAUCUCAUAGCAAGAAAACUGAAUUAAAAAAUAACACUUUUGCUGACGAAACUAAAGAAUUACAUGAAAAUAAGGAAAACAAUUGUAGCAAAGAAAAGGAGGUUACAAUUUCUCAAAAGGAAAAUUACGAAGAAACGUCUGAUGUAACUGAAAGUAAAAUUGCAUUAACAGUUGAUCAAAACUCGGAGCAAAAAGGUUCUGAGAAUUCUAAAAUAUUGGAUUCAAUUUCUGAACAAGAAUUUUCUGAAGCAACCCCACAUGUACAAGAGUGUGAAAGUAUUGAAAAAACAAGUCGGUAUAAAUCGAGAAGUAGAAAACAACGUCAUGAAAAACGAGAAGAUUCAACUUCUGAGUCUUUUGAAAUCAGUUCACCUUCAACAAGUCGUUCUGCAGCAAGUGACUUGGAACAACCAGAACUUAUUGAAAUUCAACCUAAAAAAACACAAAGAAAGUCCAAAUUGAAUGAAAAGUCCUCAUUGAAAGCUGCAGAAACUGACAAAUAUAAUCGGAAAUCUCAUAUUCCAAAUUUCGAAGAAUUCGAAGAACUUAUGAAGUCAACUGCAGUACCCUCCGUUCCAGAUGUGCCCGACCAGUUGAAAGAAGAGCAAAAUUUUCCAGUGGCUAAAAUGAAAAAAUUUCCUGAUAAAGAUGAACCACCACAAUUGUACCCAGGUGAAGGGACGAAAUCAAACGAAACAGCCACAAAACAUACAAAUCCAAAAAAAAGAUUUGUUAAGGCAUUUGAAGAUUUAGAAAUGGAAGAAAAAAAGAAGUCAGAAAAGAAAGAGCCAGAAAACGCAGAUAACCCUUCUGUACAAUCAGAAAAACGUCGAAGCAAUUCAAGAAACGAUACAAGUAAUUUAACAGAUGUAAUAGAUAAGUGUAGUUUAAGAGACAAUACAAGUAAUAAUUUAACAGAUAUAAUAGAAAAGCCCGGUUUAAAAGAGACUCCAGACAGUUCGUCUAAAGAAAAUCAAAAUGCUAAAACUGACAUAGAAUCAAAUACUGAAAAAUCAGAGGAAGCAAAAGGCCUUGAAGUGUUAAAAUUGAAGUCUCAAUUAAGGACAAAAUUAGCAGAAAGUACUGAAGAAAAGGACCAAAUCAUACCAAAAUAUAAAAAAUUUGAAAUGAAAAGGACCCCUCAAAAAUGUACUGAGACAAGUGAGCAAACAGGACCAUCCACAAGAAGUGUAGCAGAAAAAGCAGCAAAACGUCCAGUGGAAUUCGAAGCACAAGAUAAAACUUCAGAUGCUAUUGUAGUUGAUAAACAGGAACAACUAGGAAAAACGAACACCAAUGAUGGUUGUAGUUCCAACUCCACCAGUCAAGAUUGUUUGGUUCGUAAAAAAAUCGAAAUCAUACCAAAAAAUCACGGAGAAGUUAACAUCACUUUGACAAAAGUGGUGGAAAACAAUAAUGCCAAAGGAAACGUUCCUUUUAAGAAAUAUCUGUACAGCAGAAGGCAAGGGAGAUACUCUGUGAAAUAUCGAAGUAGAUUAGCGUAUCUUGACGCUCCAAAACCGUCUACUCCUGAUAACAUCGAUCAGUCUUCUCAAGAUGGAAAACCCUUAGGAAAUGACAAAUCUAUUGUAAGUCCAGUUAGCGUUCCUACGGUAGAAGAAAUCGAAUUUCCAAAAACUUCCAUACAGAGAACCGUCAAUAAACAAAGUUUAAGACAGAAAUGUCUCUCUGAAAAUACUCACAAAAGUGAAAUUCCGUCAAUUGAAGAACAAGAAAGCCAUACUAACAUACAUGAAGAGGCACACCAACAGAAAGCUAAAACUGAUAAUGUGGUUUUGACUUCUUUCGAUAAAGAAAUUGAUAAUCUAGCUUAUAACGAGGAAUCGUCUUCACAUACAAAAGAUGAUACAGAUGCAUCAAAACCAGUCGAUUUUCAUAUUGAACAGAUAAACGACAACGAGGAAUUAGUAGUGGAGAAUGAAGGAGAUAAAUUAAUUGAGACGACUACCAAUGCUGUUCAAGAGGAAUUAAGUAGUAACAGUAUUCAACGAUCUAAGAAAAAGGUAUCUAAAUCACAGAAAAGUUCACGUCAAAGAAGAAAUACAAGAAAAACAAAACGAGAUCAAGAUUUAGAUACAUAUGAAGAAAUGGAUAUACAAAAUGCUGAUAAAUUAGAAUUUAAUGAGUCGCCUUUAAAUCAGGAAGAAUCAAACAUUACAAGCGGUAUUUUAAUUGAAAAUAUUACUGACGAUAAUAAAAUGAACGUUGAUUUGCAAGAAUCUUUGGAAGAAUACGUUGAUAUUAUGACAGUGACUCCUAAAAAGAAGAAAACGUUUGGAAAACCAAUGAGCAUCAUUGAACCACUGAAGUCUGAUAUUAUUUUUGCUGAUAAUUCAGAAAGUGUAUUGGAAUCUAAACGGACUACCAUUGAAGAGUCGGUAAUUUUGGAUAACACCUCUACUGUUAACUUAAAUGAAAAUUUGAACGCUGAAAUUAUUGAAGAGAAAAAAGAUAAAGUCUCUGUGCCAGAAAAUUUAAGUGGUACAAAUAUUACUGAAACUGCAAGCGGCGUCUGCAAUGAAAUAGUUAUUUCUGAAAAGCAAACGUCAAGUGAACAACUACCUUUACAAGAACUUGAGGAUAAAAAUGAACCAUCUGACUUAUCAGAAGAGAACUUAGUUGGAGAAAAUAUGCAUGGAGAAUCGAAAAAUUCCAAAAUUGAAGCAUUUAACGUGGAUAAACCAGAAAAAGAAGAUGAAAUUGUUAAUAAAGUACCCCUUGAAAUUCAAGAGGAAGUUGUAGCGCCUCCAGAACCAUCGAUUGUCAAUAAAGAUAAUGAACUUCAACCAAUUAUCAAACCUCCAAGUGAAGAUGAAGUUGUUAAGAAAACUGAUGAAAUCGUAGUUUCUGAGGAACAUUCUGAAAACUUAAGUGAAAAACCACAAAAAGUUCUCGUCGAAACGAUAGAAGUAAGUAAUGAUUCGAAGGAAACUUUGACAGAAGGCCAAACUGGAAUAAAAAAUGAAAUAGAAGAUAUACAAAGUAAUACUUCCACGAAAAAAAACGAUACUGAAUCGUUAACAGAUUUAAAUGGCUCCGAACGACGAUCAAUUGAAGAAACCGAUAAGGUCUUGGCUAGUGUUUUUGUAACGACUCCAGCAAAUGAAAAAGAAGAAUUGUCCGCCUUGUCCACUUUGGCAGCUGUAUCCGAACUAUCACCCCCUUUAGAGGAACAGACAAGUCUUGAAAAAAUUAAAGCAAUCGAAGCUAAUCUUACUGUUGUUUCUCAAACGGACUUAGAAAAUGUUCAAGUGGAAAUAGUAAAUACACCUGAAUCUAAGCCAGUUACAUUAACAAAUUUCUCUGUAGAUUUUACAGAUGGCAAACAAUCAGAAAUAAUCGAAAAACCGAAAUCAAAACAAUGUAUGGAAUCUUCUAAUACAGAAAUUCCUCCUGAAGAACUACCCUAUGUUACAAAAAAAUCAACAUCUGAUAUGUGCCGUUUCACAGAUGCUGAUGCUAAUGACCUGGAGGACAAAAUGACUUCAUUAAUAACAAGUAACAAGGAAAAUUCUGUACAAUCAAAAUCAAUCACAGAAUCUGAUCAGGCGAUGACUUCUUCAAAACUGCUUGAAAUUUUAACUGACAAUUCUAAGAGUAUAACGAAAUCUUUUGCUGCACCUGCCAAUGAGAAUAUUGCUAUUCCGCUUUCCAAAACACAUAUCACUUCCUCAAAGGAUAGCAAACAUAUUCAAGAAAUUAAAUUGUCAGAACCGACCAUUUCUAUUAAAGAAACAAAAUAUGUUCAAGAAACGAAACCACAAGAAAUAAGGAGCACAAAGAGCGUUGUUAAAUCAACAGUACCUGAAAGAAAACCUUCGGUAACAAAAACCCCUAAACCUGCCAUAUUUACCGAAAAGAUAAUGAAACCUUUUUCGGCAACCGAAACUGUAUCUGUUCAGAAGGUCACAUCUAAACGAACUAAUAAAGACAUCGAAGAUAUUGAUACUUACAUAAUACAGAAGCCAACUAAAAAAUUAGCUUUGGAUUCAGAUUUACCUUUACAGUCGACAUUCUCAACCGCUACCCCUGUAAUUAAAAAAACCGUUUCAACACCAAAAGGUCGGGGUAAGGCAAAAAUUUUGCAACAAACAAUCAUAACUCCUGCUGGAGAUGUCAUCCAACCAACUGUUGCACAAACACAACAAUCAGAGGAUUCUGUAUUUGAUAUUAAUUCAAUGCCUAUAGUAUUAGGAGAUCAAAUUCUAACUCCUGAAUCUAUAGAAAACAUGCCAGUUGUUAUAUCGGAAACCGCUAUAUCCGUAACCCCAAAAAUCGCUACAGAAAAAGUUACUGUAGUAAAAAAAUCAACACCACAGGUAAAAACCAUCAACAAAAUCCCUACAAUUACUACAUCUCAACCAACCAUAAUACGAACGUACGCUUCUGCACAAAAGAUAACCAAAGGUCAGAAAAACUAUCAAGUGGCAUCUUCAAAAAUUAUAAAAAGUUCUCCGGCAAUUAUGAGUCAGCCUAGUAAACCAGGAAAAUUCAUUAUAGUUUCACCAAAUGCAGCUAGCACUUCGAAAACUAUUGCAGGGAAAAAGCAAUUGGCAAAACAAUCAGUUAUUCUUCCUGCAACAUCAGAAACUCUCGAACCUGUUGGGAACAAAAUAAUGAUUGUAACAAAUCAGCAGGGACAACAGCAACGAGUUCUGCUAACUCCAGCACAACAAAAGAUGAUCGGAUACCAAUCGCCGAACACGAAACUAACCAAAGCUGCUUUAAAAAGUGGUAUAAUGACAAAAUCAAGUAAAAGUCUUCCAGCAAUUGUUAGUCAGCAUUCUGGAAACAUAAUCGCUCAAACCACAAUAAACACCAAAGCUCAAGCCAUUGCUGGAAAUCAAACUUUCAUCUCCUCUGGUGGACAGGUGCUUAUACCAAUCACGCAAGCAAAACAGCGAAUCUCUAAGUCAGACGUAAGCAAGGCAGGCGGGAAGAAAAUUCAAAUGCCUGCUGCGAAGGGACGCUUGCAAGAAGCACUAAAAAGUGCUGGUGCUUCAAAGACAAUUGUUAUAAAAAAUCAACAAGGGCAGAUUGUUAAAAAGAUUCAAGGAACAGACGACGCCCUUUUGGAGCAACAAGUACAAGAACAAGUUCAAGCAAUCAAAGCUAGCAGCAGUUUUACUGCUCUUAAAACACAAAACAAAAUAGAAACGAUUAGCAAAACUAGUAAAUCUCCUACAAAACGUUCAUAUCCAAAAAAGCCCGGUACAUCAGAUAUUCUACAAAAACCAUUAACAGCAACAAUUAGUGCAACGCUACAUUCAGAUAUGCCACCCCCCUUAACUGCUCUAUCAUCUUCAUCAACAAAAAUUGAAUCUUGUAAAGUAACACAUGUUGAGGAAACUAAAAUGGAACAGCCAACAUUCUCUACUGAAGAAAAACCGAAAGAACAAAGUCCUUUAAAUGAACUCAUCAUACAGGACGCUCUUGGAAAUCAAAUGACCAUAACUGAAGGACAAAUACUGGCUCUUCCGAGUGAAACCGUUGACGGCCAAACGCAAUCUUAUAUGCUAGUAUCUCUAGACAAGUCGGGAAAUUUAACACCAUUAAAUAACGAAGCGUUGCUAUCUUUAGAUCCCAACCUUGCUAUUGGUGGAGGGGAUUUAAGCAACAUCGUUUUACAAGUCGAUGAUCGUGGAGUUGUUGUAGCUCCUGCACCUGCUUCAAUACCUGAAGGAAAGGAGAAAUCUAAGACUGAGUUACUAAAACCUUCUAUAGAAGAACAAGUUCAAAAGCCUGUUCUUCCUCUAUCUCAAGUAGAACAGGUACCAGUGGCUGUAACUGAUACAUCAAGUACAUUAACUUUACCAUCUACAGUAGAAGCACCAGCAGUCCCCAUUGGAACAGAAGAUAAUCAAACAAUAACAUGCAGCGUUGACACUGGUAAUAACCAACAACUGAUUAUAUCUGGCGAUCCUAUCAGCACACAAAAAUUCAUAGAGUCUUUAACAGAGGGUAAUACUGACCUCGCAAAUUUGUUAGCUGGUACCGAAGGAAACAUUCUCAUUCACACAGACGGACAACAAAUAUUAAUCAAUACAGAAUCUGAGAAUCAAUUACUUUUACCAGUUAACACUGGAAAUAUGGCCAUAGAAAGCACUGAAGGUGGCGGAAACCCAAUCUUUGCAACACAAUCGAACAAGAACCAAGACAUAUUAGCGGCUGCAUUGGCUGACACGGACGUGUUUCAACAAGAGCAACCGACUGUUCAAAGUAAACUGUCCCAAUCCCAACUAAGUCCAAACAGCACAUUAUUUCCUAUGAAUGUCGGAAACGUAUUGGAAACAAGUCUCACGUUAAGUUCACCGAUAAUGACCCCACUGGAGGUGCCAAGUUCCAACAGUAAAAAAAUUCCAGACGAAGAAAGCGAUAUUCUUACAACGGAAGUACCAAAAAACGUGGAUCUUCCAAUCACAAUAACCGAUCCAAACAUUUCCCAAACUGUUGCCCAGCAACAAGUUGCCACAUUGAUGGCAGCUGAGUUACAAAACAACUUGGACCUUCCUCUGACCAUAGCUGAUCAGGGCAUAUCUGUCUCUUCGACCGAAAUGAACAGCCCUUCAUACGUGUAUUCUUUGCCCAAUCUCGAUGAUUCCGUCGAGAUGAAUCAAAAGGCGUUUGGCAAUCCUCCAAUUUCGAUGCCUCUCUUGAACGAAGAAUCUGAACUUACUAUCACCGAAAAAACAGACGAUUCAGAAAAGGCAAUAGCUGUUGAAUCGCAAACAGAAACUGUCAUUAACGACAAACCUAAAGAGUUAGAGGAGGAAGAUAACGAAAGGGUCGAAAGCAAUGAUGAUAAAAGAUCUCAUUCGCCCGUAAGUUCUAGCUUUAUGGAUGGCGGUCUUUGCACUUUGGGCGGAGCAAUGUGUAGUUCGUUAAGUGAACCACCACCAGAUAUGUUCGAUUUAUCAUCAAACUAUUUAACUGUUGACGAUACAAAGAAGAAUGAUGUACACAUUCCUGAAAAUAACUCAAACAGUAAUGAUUCACAACCGAAUUUCUCUAAUGAUAAUGUAUCACCCAUUGUGGAAAGUAUAGAAGAUGAAGAACGGUUUCGUUCUAACGGAAUUAAGAGGAGUAACUUUCUGAACGAAAAUUCGGUGCUAAGAAAUCGAUCCCCUAUUGCCAAUAUAGACGAGAAUUCAGCAGAAAUACCCUUGCAACCACUGAUUGUUGCACAUAUACCAGAUAAGGAGACCCAAGAAGUUGAUUGUUCAAGUUUAGAAUCUGAAAAGUCAGAAGGAAGUUCUGUCAGUCUGGUAACACAGCACGAAGGUGUACCUUCGUGCACAGAAAACUCUUCAGAUACACCCCUAUUAAACUGCGAAAGUUCAAUUUUAGAUUCGAGUAAGAGAAAAUUCGAUGAUGAAUUAGACUUAUCUACACAAAAAAAGCCCAGAGUUGAUUAAAUUUGGAAAUUCUAUUUUUUUUGUAAGAACGACUUGUA